AUGAGAGGCACAAACACCACUAUUCCGCCAUCGGCACCAACUUCGAUGGCAGGACCAUCAAAACUCCGCACAGCUCCAUCCUACGCUGGAAGAUGGUCAAAACUGAACCCCGCUAUAACACCAUUCAUUUCCUCCCUACUCUCCGACCUCGGAUUUGCUCAAAUGACUCCUGUUCAAGCGUCCACGAUACCGCUCUUUUUGGCUCACAAGGAUGUGAUUGUUGAAGCGGUUACUGGGUCGGGUAAGACGUUAGCGUUCGUAAUUCCAGUUUUGGAGAUGCUGUUACGGAGAACGACAAAGUUGAAAAAGGACGAGGUGGGAGCGUUGAUUGUUAGUCCCACGCGGGAGUUGGCUGAGCAAAUUUACAAGGUCAUACAGAUGUUUUUGGAUGCACAGAGCAGCGCUGAAGCUGCUGCUGAGGAGCAAGAAGAGCAAGAAGAGCAAGAGCAAGAAAGUGACCCCGACUCAGAUUCGGACUCAGACGCACCACGCAAGGAACCAAAGCUCACCCACUCCACCAUAUCUCGCAAAACAACUCGUAUCUCCGGAGCACAACUCAUCGUCGGUGGUUCAAAGUCGACCCCACUGGACGAUUACCGAACAUUCCGAGACUCUGGACCAGACAUUCUAGUCGGGACCCCUGGUCGAUUGGAAGAGCUACUCACCCGCAAAGGAGUCAAAAAAUCCGAACUCGACCUCCUCGUCCUCGACGAAGCAGAUCGCUUACUCGAUCUCGGAUUUACCGAGAACCUACGUCGAAUCCUCUCCCUUCUUCCCAAACAACGCAGAACGGGAUUGUUCAGCGCAACAAUGACCGAAGCUCUCUCUGAACUAGUGCGAAUGGGUCUUAGAAACCCCGUACGAGUGGUGGUGAAGGUCGAAGCGAAAUCCAAACACUCCAAUAAGGCGGUGGAUGGAUUCAGGAGAACUCCGGCAACGUUGCAGAAUCUGUUUCAAGUGUGUAGGCCGGAGAACAAACUUGCUCAGUUAGUGCGGAUACUGUUAUUUGAGGCGAGUGAGAAGGGGAUGAGUGGUGGGGCGAAAAAGUUCAUUGUUUACUUUGCCACCUGCGCCGAGGUUAACUAUUUCUAUUCGGUGUUCAGUGCGUUGCCGUCGUUCAAGCAAAAGGGGAUAGAAUUGUUUGCGUUACAUGGGAAACAGACUCCUUCGAAACGUAAGAGUAUGUUUGAUGGCUUUGUUACAUCCACCUCUCUCGACCCUACUAAAGGCGGAAUGGGGUCGACCGUGUUAUUCUGUACUGAUGUCGCCGCUCGGGGGUUGGACUUACCAGACGUGGAAGUGGUGGUGCAAUACGACCCUCCAACGGACCCAAAAGUAUUUUCGCACAGAUGCGGUAGGACAGCUCGAGCAGGUCGACGCGGCAGAGCCAUCGUAAUGCUGCAUUCUGGUAGAGAGGAAGAUUUCGUUGCAUAUAUGGGUGGAAAACGUAUUCCACUCGCUCCUUAUCCUUACCUUUCCUCCACACUCGAAGGGGUUUCCGAACCUACAUCACCCACUGAUGAUCCAUCAGCACUGAGCAACGAUAUCGCCGCACGAGAACUCGAAUCUUCGAUCCGCAACCUCGCAAAAAGUGAUAGGGAAAUUUUUGACCACUCUAUUCGAGGAUACGUAUCCUAUAUCCGCGCAUACUCCAAACACGAAAUGUCGUACAUCUUCCGCAUCACCGACCUGGACCUCGCAGCUGUCGCACAUGCAUUUGCAUUGAUUCGGCUACCGGCUAUGCCAGAAUUGAAAGCUAGGAAAGCUUUUGACAUGACCUAUCCAGAGGAAAGCAUUGAUUUCGCUGCUGUUCCAUAUAAGGAUAAAGCAAAGGAGAAAGCUAGAUUGGCGAACAUGGAGCAGCACAGAUUGGAGAGAGAAGCGAAAGCUGCUGCGGUGAAGGCGAGGGAAGAAGAGGAACAGGAGGGGAACAGUGAUAGCGAUAGUGAUAUAUCAGAUGCCUCUUCGACCGGAGCAAGAUUACUGGGCUUUGCAGGGGAGAAGAAGAAGCGCAAAAAGAAAUUUGGCGAUGGUAUAACGGAGGGAGCAUGGUCAGCUCAAAGAGAAAAGAAGGAGUUGAGAGAGGCGAAGAGAGAAAAGCGCGCGGCCAAACGCAAGUUCCUCAAAAAUCAGGCUCAUGAGGUGAAGAAGCAAGAGCAAGCUGAGGCCGAGGCUAAGAAGGCUGAUACAAAUAGCAAGAAGUCGAAAAAGGGAAGGAAAGAUCAGGAAGAGGAAGAGGAGGAUGAAGAUUGGGAUCAAGAGUAUAGAAAACUGAAAAGGCAGAAGAAACAACAACGUCGCGGAGCUAAUCGAGAUGCAUUUGGCUUCGCAGGCGGUGAUGAUGACAAUGACGAUGGGAAUAGCGACGAGAUGGCCGGCGGAGGAGGGGAGAAGGAUGAAGAACCUUUCUUUGUUUUGUAA
This is a messenger RNA of Ustilago hordei, 2421 nucleotides long. RefSeq lists its product as uncharacterized. NCBI's taxonomy places the organism in Eukaryota, Fungi, Basidiomycota, Ustilaginomycetes, Ustilaginales, Ustilaginaceae. Bases 1 to 2421 code for a protein of 806 amino acids. The transcript has a single exon. The record is from RefSeq and is a predicted model, not a curated record. Gene Ontology annotation, molecular function: nucleic acid binding; ATP binding. Gene Ontology annotation, cellular component: nucleolus.